Molecule: messenger RNA, 2783 nt
Organism: Rhipicephalus sanguineus (brown dog tick)
Lineage: Eukaryota; Metazoa; Arthropoda; Arachnida; Ixodida; Ixodidae
Gene: MESK2
Product: protein NDRG3
Exons: 14
Coding region: 163-1461 (432 amino acids)
Biological process (GO): signal transduction
Cellular component (GO): cytoplasm
Source: RefSeq, a predicted model, not a curated record
GCCGACGGCAUUGUCUCUGUUCAAUCCAGAGAGCCCAACUCCGGCGCGCUGUUUCUCGCUCGUGGUGCGAUCGCAUCCGAAGACAACAAAGUUGCACUGCACGUGCUUGAUCGCGCCUGCUCGCUUGUGUUCGCCUUCGUGCCUUGACGGUUGGAGUCUGCGAUGGAUGCUGCCUUGUCGAAACUGGCGAAAAAGGAUGUUCCGUACGCAAAAAUGAUUCCCGUUCAAAAGGAUAGCGACAAGAGCGAGUUUGUGGAAGCGCAGGACGAGAGGGGAAUGCCUACGGACACGAUGGACGACAUCGAGCUUAAGAAUGUUGAGCUGCAGUAUCCUCUGAUGAGGUCUCUCUCGAGGAGCGAUUCCUACACUCAGGAGGACCGCAUUGAAACAGACUUUGGGACCAUGGUUGUUGCAGUUCAGGGCGACCGCAACAAGCCAGCUAUUUUCACCUACCAUGACAUUGGAUUGAAUCAUGUCUCAAACUUCCAAGCCUUCUUUAACUACACUGACGUUCGAGACAUGAUGCAAAACUUCUGCAUCUACCAUGUUAACGCUCCUGGCCAGGAAGAAGGAGCAGCACCUCUUCCUGAAGGAUAUGCCUACCCUUCAAUGGAGACUCUUGCUGACAUGUUGCUGCUGGUGAUGAAGUUCUACAAAAUCAAACACUUCAUUGGAUUUGGUGUGGGAGCUGGUGCUUACAUCAUGGCCAAGUUUGCUCUGGAUCGCCCGGAACUUGUUGAUGCCUUAUUCCUGAUCAACUGUACUGCGACCAAGUCAAGCUGGACAGAGUGGGGCUACCAAAAGCUCAAUGCCAUGCACCUUCGAAGCUCUGGCAUGACUGCCUCCACACUGGACUACCUGAUGUGGCACCACUUUGGCAAGCUGAAUGAAGAACGGAACCAUGACUUGGUGCAAGUGUUCCGCCAGUAUUUCAACAAGACGAUCAACGCCCAAAACCUCGGAUUUUUCAUUGAUUCCUUCAUAAAGAGGUCUGACCUCAACAUCACCCGUGAAAUAGAUCCUGCAAAGAAAAAGAUGGUGAAGAACUUCAAGUGCUCCGUGAUGCUGGUUGCUGGAGCUUUGUCCCCACACCUUGAUGACACGGUGAACAUGAACAGCCGCAUGGACCCAACCACAUCAUCUUGGAUGAAGGUGUCUGACUGCGGAAUGGUGCUUGAAGAGCAGCCAGGGAAGGUCAGCGAGGCAUUGAGACUGUUUCUUCAGGGACUUGGAUAUGCACUGAACUCCUCCCAGAGGCGGUCUUCUGCAGCUUCACUCAAUGAAGCCCUGGAGAUGCGUCGUCGAUCCUCCCUCACUGCUUCAGCUCACAAUGCAGUCCCUAGUCUUGCUGGUCAAAAGUUGAGCUCAGUGCGUCAGACUUCACUCGAAGAGGAGGCCAACGCCAAGCAGGAAGUACACAUUGUUGAAAACCCCAUAAACCAGCAUCAGGUGAACUGCUAAGCAGAGGUGGAAAAACUCCAGCAACAUGGAGGGCCCACACAGGAGAGCUUUUUCGUGGCAGCACUCCAGCUGUAGCGUUGGUGUGCAAAGACUGUGUUGGUCGUUGGGGGGUCACAGAUGCAAAAGCAAAGGGACAUGAGCAAAAAAAAAAAAAACACGAAAAAAAAGUCAGCUAGGCUUAAAUGAUAAAGCUGCUGCUAGAAUUGCAUGUUAUCACGUUACAGAUGCUUGUUGGUGUACCCACACGUACAUUGAAGCUUGCACACUCGUGCCUGGUGGUAGUACAAAGCUUCGUUCAGUCUUCUAAGCUCAAAAGGCACUGACCCUAGUGUCAGACCUGCAUACAUGUAUUUUGUGAACUUUGCCCUAUUCUCAAGUAUGCAUUGAUCAGGGAAUCCUGGAUUCUUUUGGAGAGCACCUUAAGAAAGCAAAAAAUGCAAAAGCUGCACGUGUGCACCUACUUUUGUGCGUGUGACCAGGCUACAUCAGACUUGCAGCAUCUUGCAUUGAAGCUGUAGAGUAUAAAGUCUGUUUGGCUACAAAUAGUACAACGAAAGGGCUUCAGCGACAGUGCUUGCCACUGGGGCUGCUCCAGCCAGCUUUGAACAGUUGGGUAUGGAGACUGCAGAGGAGGACCAAUGCAUUGCUUGUUGAUGCUUUUUGUAAUGGUGCGUUAAGUUCACAAGGGUGCAGCUGUGUUCCUCGCAGGCUGGAGCAUUUUUAACACAUCCAGAGUUCGUGUGUGUAGGCUUGCUGCAUGCACCAGGGCUCAUGGUCACGUUAUGCAAAAACAGUGUUGUGCAUAUAAAACUUGCUCCCACUAAGAAUGGUUGUUGUUUUAACUGUCCAGUCUGCUGUCAUUGCUUGCUGAAAAGAGAAGGCAGGGACGUUGGGCUGUGUUGACAUUGCUUGUUUUGCUCUGACUCGCCCACCUAUGUCUGUUGUGGAUUCUGGCAAACUGAAAGUGCGCUAUGUGCUGUAAACAUUGCAAAAUGGAAAGGUUUGGGCAUGUAUUUUUUUUUUCCUAGUGAGGCCUUGUUUUGAAGGGCUUACAUUGUAGAUGGUGGUUGAGACGGUGUACUGUACACAGUGUAUACAUGAGUGAAGCCUACUAUACAAGAUGUAUAAAUGACGUACUUUUACUUUGACUAUGGGCAUAUGUUGCAUUGUAUGUUGUGUGUGCUGCUCUUAAAGAUUCAGCCGAAGAAAUGUAUUUUUAUUAUAGUUUGUUCCUUACAACUGCAUGUACAAUGAAUGCAUUUGUUUUACAUCUAUGCAGGUACAUGCACAUGGUACAAAUAAAAGCAAAAUCAUACACAUAG